AUGCUACCAGAAGAUAUUGUUUUACAAUUGAAAAAGAAUGGUUUCUUUGACAGUUUACGAAAACAGUUACUAACGGAAUUUCAAAUGAGUGAUGCAGGUCAGCAAUUUUCCGACAAGUUGAACAACUUUAUAGAGAAUAAAAUAGAGAACGAUCCCAGUCUAUUAGAAAGGAACUCUUCCAGCUUUUACGAACAUAUAUCAAGCGAGAUCGAAAAGUCAGAUACGUAUACUUCCUUGCGAGAUCAAAUAUUGGAAACAUUGAAACGAAGUGAUUUUCAAGAUAAAAUCGAUGAAGAAAUACGCACUGUAACUGAAAAAGCAGAAGCUGAUGAGCAGUAA
Molecule: messenger RNA, 339 nt
Organism: Mycotypha africana
Lineage: Eukaryota; Fungi; Mucoromycota; Mucoromycetes; Mucorales; Mycotyphaceae
Product: complex proteins associated with Set1p component shg1-domain-containing protein
Exons: 3
Coding region: 1-339 (112 amino acids)
Source: RefSeq, a predicted model, not a curated record